GUCGUGCGAUACAGUUCUGGGUUUGCUGAAGAAGACUCUGGAAAAAAGUUCAUCCAUCACAAUUGAUUCGUGUUCUUGAAACGAAUCUAUCGAUUCAAACACAUGAAACAUUCGGUGAAUCGGCCUCCGACACCAGAUGAAGACGAUGUGGCGGAUGGUUUCGAGAAAGACAAGGUCACGCUUCGAGAAAUCAUCAACGUCAAGGUUUCAGAUUUUGUAAUGCGAAAUCGAUUUCAGUUACUGUUGUGGACUUUUGAUUGAAAGGUUUUUGGAAAUUUGAAAUCGUCAUAGUUGGUGGAGAGUGGAGAGAAGGAGAAUCUAAUGGAGCUUGUGAGAGAUAGAUUGGUGGAGUGUGGUUGGAAAGAUGAGAUGAGAAUUGCUUGCAGGGAGCAUGUAAAGAAGAAAGGGAGAAAAGAUGUUACAGUCGAUGAACUGAUCCGAGUGAUCACUCCUAAAGGCAGAGGUAAAAUAUAUAACGAACAAUCCGUUUCUGUAUCCGUUAAUUCGUUGUUAGUAACCUUGACUUUGUUUCUAUGGAUGUUUGUCGUGUAUGUCUGCAGCUUCAGUACCAGAUUCUGUGAAGGCAGAGCUGUUGAACAGAAUUCAAAACUUCAUUGUAUCAGCUGCUCUUUGAUGGUGUUUUGACAAUUUUACUACGAACAUGGUGUCGUUGUCUCUAUGUUGUGGUUUUUAGUUGUAUCCAAACACUAACCAGAUAGCAGCCAAAUUUUUUUUAUCAAAUGUAUCAUCUUUGCUGUUGUAGAAUUAGCUUUUUUCCUCCUCCUUCAGGUUUCAACUCCUUUUUGUACCAAAUCAAAGCGUUGCCAUCCUC
Messenger RNA from Arabidopsis thaliana (thale cress), 832 nucleotides. Its product is annotated as transcription/mRNA export factor. Gene Ontology annotation, molecular function: transcription coactivator activity. Gene Ontology annotation, biological process: transcription elongation by RNA polymerase II; positive regulation of DNA-templated transcription; mRNA export from nucleus. Lineage: Eukaryota; Viridiplantae; Streptophyta; Magnoliopsida; Brassicales; Brassicaceae. The record is from RefSeq and is marked reviewed. The coding region runs from base 322 to 645 and encodes 107 amino acids. The transcript has 3 exons. Gene Ontology annotation, cellular component: SAGA-type complex; DUBm complex; nucleoplasm.